AUGGCCUUUGACAACAAGUUUGAUUGGGACGGCUCCAAUGUCAUUGACCUUACCUCGCCAGUUUCUAUGGGGAAAGGUACCCACGAGGCCCGAUUGUGCAUCUCUAUUGUUGGUGGAUAUACUACAGGCUACAGCAUGAGGGUUGAGAAAUUCGCGUCUGGCUUGACUUCCCUCUUCGAAUACCACCCCAGUGAAUUACAUAUGUUUGACGAGUACUGGAACGCAAAGCACAUACCUAAGCUCCAGUGA
Penicillium chermesinum is the source of this 249-nucleotide messenger RNA. RefSeq lists its product as uncharacterized. Lineage: Eukaryota; Fungi; Ascomycota; Eurotiomycetes; Eurotiales; Aspergillaceae. The record is from RefSeq and is a predicted model, not a curated record. The transcript is spliced from 2 exons. The coding region runs from base 1 to 249 and encodes 82 amino acids.